CACACAAGUAUCUCAUUCUCAAAUAUAAUUUUCUUCCAAUUCCCUCUCCUCUGCCUCUUAUAAACCCUAAAAAAAAGUAAUUACUCUACUAAAUCCUAAUCUUCCCCUUAAACAAGCAAACCUCCUAUCAAAAUCUUUAAAAAUCUCAUAAAUAUCUUCAUUUUUGGUUGCAAUUUCAUAAAUAUUUAGUAAGAAAUGCAGGGUGUAACAUUAAACCACCAGCUAGCUUUCAAAAGACGCAAAAGAAAUCAUUAUGGCGAAGAACUCAUCAUUUAAUCCUCGAUUCACGAAAAAACUACUUCCUGAUUAUCUUUCUAACUUUAGUAUUCCAAAGACUUUCUUUGACAAAUAUUUAAGAGUGCCAAAAGUAAAAGAAAAUGAAGAAAAGAUGGGCAUUUUACGUGACAAAAGCAAAAGAAUUUGGUACGUAAAAAUGAGGAAUGAUGGACGGCAUUUUGGAAAAACUGGAUGGGAGAAAUUCUGCGAUGAUCACAAUCUUCAAGUUGGUGAUCUCCUCUUAUUUUUUCUUGACAAGAAUUUGGUAUUUGAUGUUAUAAUCAUGGGUUGUAAUGGUUGUGAGUCUCAUCACUUUCAAUCUACUCCUACCACCUCGAGUAAUGACCCGGGUACGACUCUCUCCGUUCUCUGUUCUUUUUAUCAUGAUCGUACUUGUAUUCAGAGUCAAUAUUUUGACUUUAAAAUUCAUAUAUUAUACACCCUCUAUUUCUUUUAAUUGUUUUUAUUUGUCAAUUGCAUU
Messenger RNA from Amaranthus tricolor (Joseph's coat), 757 nucleotides. RefSeq names its product B3 domain-containing protein REM10-like. Gene Ontology annotation, molecular function: DNA binding. The coding region runs from base 254 to 733 and encodes 159 amino acids. Lineage: Eukaryota; Viridiplantae; Streptophyta; Magnoliopsida; Caryophyllales; Amaranthaceae. The record is from RefSeq and is a predicted model, not a curated record. The transcript is spliced from 3 exons.